This is a messenger RNA of Uncinocarpus reesii 1704, 1728 nucleotides long. RefSeq lists its product as uncharacterized. The record is from RefSeq and is a predicted model, not a curated record. Bases 1 to 1728 code for a protein of 575 amino acids. Gene Ontology annotation, cellular component: membrane. Gene Ontology annotation, biological process: transmembrane transport. NCBI's taxonomy places the organism in Eukaryota, Fungi, Ascomycota, Eurotiomycetes, Onygenales, Onygenaceae. Gene Ontology annotation, molecular function: transmembrane transporter activity. The transcript has 2 exons.
AUGACAGGGACACUGCACGAUGGGCUCACGCGCAGUACUGUCCGGAAAAUAGACCGUAUCCUCUUGCCGUUUCUAUCACUCCUUUUCCUGGUAAACUCCCUCGACCGGUCCAAUAUCGGAAAUGCCGAAACCGCUAAUUUCACCCGGGAUGCUGGCUUGCAAAAGGAAGAUUUAAACGAUGCGGUGGCGUGGUUCUUUGUGUUUUUCGUUGCGCUACAGCCGGUGGGUGCCGCUGCCGGGCGGAAAUUUGGUAUGAGUAUCUGGGUGCCGAGUGUGAUGACCCUGUGGGGUAUCUGUACGUUGCUCCAUAUCUGGGUGAGCAAGCGGUGGCAGUUGAUCUUGCUUCGCGUGGUUCUCGGGUCGUUGGAAGCGGGCUUCUAUCCCACGGCUGUGUCAUACCUAUCUCUCUUCUAUACCAGAUAUGAGUUUGGCCGGCGGCUGGGGCUAUUCUACGGCUCAUACGGCGUGGCCGGCGCACUGGGUGGUUUCAUCGCAUUUGUCGUAUUUUCUCGGUUUCCAAGUGGCAGAGCGCCAUCGACGGUGCAGCUCGAAUCCGAUGACUCUUGGAAGCCAUGGCAAGUUUUGUUUGCAGUUGAAGGGUCCUUGACGAUUGUGACCGCCUUGAUUGGCUUUCUAUGGCUGCCGAAAAGUGGAGGUACCGCGUGGUUUCUAUCUCGGGAAGAACGGAAAUGCGCUGAAGCCCGCGUCAAUGCUGAUCGCGAAAUAGCCUCUUGCCAUGGCUCUGGUAUGACUAGGGUGACAGAUAGUCUGUCGGGGCAAGAAGGGGAACAAUCGCGUCGAUUGCUCGAAGACGACCGGACUCUUCGCGGGAACUGGCAUAUACGUGAUAGCAAUAAUUUCACGGCUGAUGCCGGGAUUUCGAAGUCAGAAAUCCUUUCCGUUGUGUUGUUCUUGCCCAUGGUCCUCCCGAUCCUCCUCCUCAAUAUCGCUUCUGCCAUUCCGAGUACAGGGUUUUCAAUAUUCCUACCGAUCGUCCUAUCUUCAUCGAAAGUGGCAUCGCCACUACACGCCAAUAUACUCACUGUGCCUCCGUUCCUCCUGGCUUCAGUGACGCUUUAUAUCUUUAUGCAUUGGAGCGACAAAUCACGCAAACGCUUUGUUCCCAUCUUUGCCAGCCUUUGUGUCAUCAUGGCCGGGCUCGCCCUGACUCUCUUAUUUUCACCGCCCUCUACCUCCAUCGGGUCUGUGAUAUUGUAUCUUUGUAUGUGUUUACUGUUGAGCGGCUGUUUCAUACCGAGCCCGCUCACCGUGGCGUGGUAUGCCGGGAACAUCCCCGAUCCAGGAAAACGGGCCAUUGUCCUUGGUAUCAAUGGCUAUGGAAAUUUAGCCGGGAUAUUUGCAGCUCAAAUAUUCGCCCCAAAGUAUCAGGAGGAUAGUUUUCGCACGCCCUUCUUGAUGACUUUUGGCACCACGCUCUUGAGUCUGAUUGGGUUUGUCGGGCUGAGGAUUAUGCUUCGGAUGAUCAAUGAUGCACGGAAACAGUAUUUGCACCGCUGGUCGGAGGGUGAUCUGGCGGAUGAACACGAUUCGGGAUUGGGUGGAAAGCAGCACUGGGGCGAAGGCGCACCCCCCUUGGUCGUCGUUGGGGGCGGGCUAUGGGAUAAGUAUGUGAGGCUUCUGGUUGGCGUGAAACUACUUGGUAUGGACAUUGACUCGGCCCUUGCGAGGCGGGGAGAUGAAAAGAUGACAUUUACUUACGGGUAUUGA